GGCAGCAUCACUUUCACUCUGAGCUGAGCUCCAGUUUCCUCCCAGCUGCUGCAGCUGCUGCUGAGCUUCACGGUUUAGAGAAGAACUGGAGCAUGGAGAUCCCAGAAAACAGGAGCAUGAAAGAGUCUGAAGAUGUGGACCAUCACUGGGUGGAGACGUUAUUUCCUCCUCGCUUCACUUUUCAAGAUCUGCUUGAAGGCAAAUGUCACAGUACUGAAGAGCCAAGGAUCAGUUCAAGAAGGCAGAUCUACCUGGACGUAUUAAGAGAAGUACAAGCGCAAGAGGAGAAGACGAGGAGGAGCAACCUGGCCAAGAGGAUCAUCAGAGAGGACCAGUCUAAAAGUAAUGUGGAGGAAAAUAAAGAAUCAGGUAAAAUACUGAACGCAUGGACAUAUGGAGAGAUUAGUGUUGGGGAAACGUGCAUUUGGAACGAGGCCGACAUAAACAAACUGCGGGCGGCUCUGACGGAGCUCCAGAGGGACAGGUGGAGACUCAGAGAGCAGCUGAGGAGCUCAGAAGAGCGACUGAAGACUGAAAGAGAGGAGAGGAAGAGGCUGCAGAGGCUUCUGGAGAAAUGUGAGGAGCAGCUGAGCUUCUCUAGAAAGGAGACAGCACGUUAUUCUCUGGCUGUGAAGUCUCUGAAAACGGAGGUCUACCAAAAGGACACACAGUUACAAAAGUUCUCCAAGCAGAUCCAGGAGAACUCUGAUGAGGUGGAUGGGUUGAGGGCAGAACUUAGAAGAACCAGAGACGAGUAUCGACUGAUUAAACAGGAAAGUUCAGACCUGGGCUGGGAGCUGGAGAGAAUGAAAGAGCAACAGAAGAUAGAAGGAGCAAGACAAGCAGAGGAGGCCAGGCUGCAGAACCAGGCAGCUACAGAGAAGCUGCUGAAGGAGCUGCAGGAAGCUCAGGUUGAGCUAAGAACAGAAAAAGAGAGACACAGACUGACUCUCACAGCUUUAGAGCUCCUGCGGCGUCACUUCAGUAAUUUAUGAUGCUCUAAAGGAUAAGAAUAUUUAGUGUUUGUAAUCCUAAACCACUUUUUGCACCAAUUAGUGCAGUACUGGAGUAAUACUGAACUACUGCUGGUCCUGGUGGGCCAGAAUCCAAUAUAGGGAAACCAAUAAACUGGUCUAAUCCCUGCUCUUACAAAACUGAGUCUCUCAAUAAAGCUGGACAAAUCUAACAAAAAAGUAAGUAUUGUCAAAUAGGAAUUUCUCUUAACACGGGAAAAUAUCUAUAUAUCUAUACAUCGUAAUGUAGGGAUUGGCAAAAUGGCCCUAACAUAAUAACCUAACAUUUGAGGGUAGUUUUUGUAAAAAGUGAUAUUCUUGAUGAUAUGACAAAAAAUGGUUUGUUUUAUUUUGAGGGUAUUCUGCUGUUUCAUUAUCCAUAUUUCCUGGUAUUUGCUUAUUUAGAGGUAUUUUAUCCUCAGCGCCAACCAGCUGCAGUCAAACCACACUCUUCCAUCAAACAUUGUACAGAAGUGGCUAAUAACAGAGGGUGUAGACUAGACAAGACAAGACAAGAAAGAGAAAAGAAGAUAAAAUAUGACAAUAGAGAGAAAAGAAAGAAAAGAAAAUCCUAAAGAAACACAAGGGUAAAACUAAGGGACAGUUUGUAACACAGAUGCCGUGAAGUAUAAUAGAAAGUGUCCUUGUGAUACAUCAAGUAUCACUUAAUAAUAUUGAGCUGUGAUUCUCACACCUACUUUUGUUAGUAGUUCUCAAUUACAAUUACAUUUUUAAAGUUUGUUCAUAACUAAAAAAAUACUUUUUAAUUGUUUACAGCUUAAGAGGCCAGUUCAGUUUCUGAAUCAUUUUAUCUGACCUUGCUAUUUAUAAGUAUAUGUUUAGAUAAAAUGAACAUUGUUGUUUUAUUCUAUAAACUACGGACAACAUUUCUCCCAAAUUACCAAUGAAAAUAUUUAUAACAUUUAUUUGCAGAAAAUGAAAAAUUAAAAAAAUAGAUGCAGAGCUUUCAGACCUCAAAUAAUGUAAAAAAAAAAACAAGUUCAUAUUCAUAAAGUUUUAAGAGUUCAGAAAUUAAUAUUUGGUGGAAUAACCCUGGUUUUUAAUCACAGUUUUCAUGCAUCUUGGCAUGUUCUCCUUCACCAGUCUUACACACUGCUUUUGGAUAACUUUAUGCUGCUUUACUCCUGGUGCAAAAAUUCAAGUAGUUCAGUUUGGUUUGAUGGCUUGUGAUCAUCCAUCUUCCUCUUGAUUUUAUUCCAGAGGUUUUCAAUUUGGUAAAAUCAAAGACAUUCAUUUUUAAAUGGUCUCAAUUUCUUCUUAUUUGUGCCAAAAUAUUAACAAAAAGCACAAUUUACAGCAAACAAAAUAUGUAAACUGUUGUAUCGUUUGCAUUUAUAUUUCUAAAAGAGUUUCCCUUAGGCAGGUUCUGUGUGUAAAGAUGUACAAUCUAGAUUACCACAUUCAGAAAAUCACAUUAUAACAGUAAUUAGGAUUAACUGAAUUUAUUGUGUAAAUUACCUUGCUGUACCUUUUCUUGGAUGUUUUAUACCAAAAGAGGACACCUCACUGAGUGUUUUCCUGAGCAGAGAAUGAGAGAAUUGAGGCAGGUUUGUGAGAAGUCAGAAAAGUGUAAAAUGCAGUGGUUUUGGUCCUGCAGGACGGUGAGUGAACACAGAGACAUCUGUAUAGAGACAGUAUCCAAAGUUUGGGUCAAGGCUGAUGGUCAUAACUUACAUACCAAGUCAUAACAUUUUAUUCAAUCUGAACCAGCAUGAAUUCUGAAAAUUAUCUAUAAAAGAUAUUGCCAUGUCUCUAAUAGUGCCCAACCUAAAUAUCACCAGAAAUCUCUGUUUACAGAGUCUCUAAAAGGGCAGUGCAGCAACAUGAUCAAAUAAUCUCACUGAACUAAAAUUGUGAAAAAGAAUGACUAAAAAUCCCCCAACCAUUAUUUAAACAACUCUAAACUGGUUUCUAAUUUAAUUUACAAGCUGUGAAACUUACUAUAUGAGGUAUGAUGAAGAAUCAAACAACCAAGCUGCCUAAACUUAAAAUUCAAAGGUGAUCGGCCCUUUUCUGUAGCUGUAGCUAAUUUUGGAAUAAUCUUCCACUUUUUUAUAAAGGAAUCAGCCACAGUGGAUAUUUUUAAGUCCAAUUUAAAAAUCUAUUCACUUAGGCAUCUCUCAAGAGUCCUGAGCAGAUUAUGCUGUUCACUUUGUCUUGGUCUACUGUCUUGUCAUCAGGUUCUUUCAUAUGAUUGUUUUAUUGCUUGUAUUUUCUUUUAACAUGUUUUUUUCUGUUUCUUUUAAAUUAGGUUUGUGUUAUAUAAUCUUAUUGUACAGCACACUUUGGUCAGCAUCAUUUUUUAAUGUGCUGUAUAAAUUAUAAAUAAGGAUGAAUAAACUUAAUCACUUGUG
Molecule: messenger RNA, 3388 nt
Organism: Astyanax mexicanus (Mexican tetra)
Lineage: Eukaryota; Metazoa; Chordata; Actinopteri; Characiformes; Acestrorhamphidae
Gene: ccdc160
Product: coiled-coil domain containing 160
Exons: 2
Coding region: 93-995 (300 amino acids)
Source: RefSeq, a predicted model, not a curated record